CCUCAAUCCCACCACCCGCUGCACGAGUUCACCAUUCCUACACUGCCAAAUCGCCUGGCCCUGUAGAUUUUCUCCUGAUGAUCUCCCAAUCGCUGCAGUCUUGCGCUGGGCAAUACCACACACAUCUCUGACCCGGACGUCGUAUCACAUCGUUCCUGCAUAAGGCCUUUCACUUUCCAAUUCUACCCCCGGCGUCUCAACUUUCUCUAUGCGAAUGCCUCCGAUGUUUCAUUCCCCCAGCCGUUCGCUCGUCUCUCUGACCUCCGGGUAACGUCGUAUUCAGCAUCCUGCUCGAUCGCAUUGCAAUUUGGCAAUUCUUUGAACCUGGGCUUGGUCUCUGUUGUUAUUAAUCGCACCAUUUCGAAUCGUACGAAUCCGCUCUGGGCCCAAUGCGACGUUGGCAGGCCGAUUAAUUCAAUUGCCCGAUCCUCCUCUUCGAAGGGCAUUAUACUGGCUCUCUUCUCGAAUUCUCCGUGCCAAUGCCAGGUUGUCCAGAUCACGGUCUGGCAGGCGCCCAUCGAAGGAAAUCGAAGCAACCGACCGGUGCGCGCGAUCCGCACUCUAGCCUUGGUAUAGAACAGUGGCAGUGGUGACACGGACAAGGGCUGAGAUCAGUUGUCCGAUCGGCGAGAGUCCUCGUCGGCCUCUAGACGAUGAAACCGAAUGACUGGGAAGAGAUGGCAAACGUGGCAACCCAGACGAGAUCCAGGUCACAGCUGAUUCAACGGAGAUCCAGCCGCCAGGCUUCGUCCCGGGACAGGCAUGGCAAGAUCUUUGAAGAGACGGAACACCCCACCAUUCGCGCAGUGACCCCAGACUAUAUCACGCCUCGCGCCGACUCUUUCGAUGCCAGUCACAUUCACUCCCCAGUACUGCAGCCCACACGCACACGACAUUCACAAAGGAGGCGGGAAACCUCCGCGUCGGCCACGAACACUGAGGAAGACAGCACCAUCGAGAGAAGAAGGCGGAGGGCUCAGACAAGAACGAGUACAAACGAAGAAGUUCCGGUGGAUGUUUCGCCAGGUUCAUUCAUCACCAAAACCCGCAAGAGGCUCGGGUCCAUAGCCACAGGCCUGCCCAUUCUCCCUUCUGAAGAGGCUCAUGGGUCAAUUGGGUUCCCUUCUGUUGUACAGAGUCCUGAACUCUUAGACCAACACGGUCCACCCAAGACUCCUCGCCGGCCAUUUUCUCCCGAUGAUUCGUUCGGCGCAAGCGCGAACAGUCUUCGGUCUCCUAAACUGCUAGAUAUUGACUCCGGUAAAAUUCUCCACCUCAUGAAAACCACCUGUGGUCGAAUGCAUGGCAUUCUAUUCUUUAGGCCGCUGCACACAACGGCGUGGGCAUCUGGCUACUGUGCAAUCAAUGUUGCGCCUGGCAGUUUGGUAUGCCAGACCAAAGGCGAAGUCCACUCAUCGAAGAUAUUGAUACCGGACCUGCGGGGCUGCACCGUCAGGACUCACUACGACCAUGAAUCUCAAAGCACAUAUCUGAGUGUGUUGAUUGCCUCGUCAGGAACUGGCUAUCAGCUGCGACCCCCAGUGCCUGAAACUUUCGACUCGUGGCUGGCAGCGUUGCUGUGUUGGCAACCAUUGAGACCGAAAGGAAUACAUAACAAGAUGACCAAACCUCAACCGGUUGGAAUCGCCGAGAAAAAGGCAGUAUCGCAGAGGCGUCUUUCCGAUCUCACUAAUCCAAGGGCCACAGCUAUCGUGAAGGUGGGAAAGAUGUUACUCUGGGACGGACCCUUGCCCUCGGGAUCUCAACUCGAAUCUUCACCCAGCAGCAUUGGUCGGUCGAUGACAGAAGAAAACUACCUCUGGCGUAGAGUGAGCUGCACUCUCCAUGAAAACGGGACCUUUCGCCUUCUGAACGAGAUCGAUAAUCGGGUGCUCUCGGUAACCCUAUUGUCGCAGCUUUCUCGCUGUGCAGUUCAGCGACUAGAUGAAAGCGUGCUGCGGAUGCCACACUGUAUCGCGAUCUAUCCUCAGUAUCGUGUCCAAACCCCUGUUGUGGGGCUUUCGAGACCGAUGGUGUUAUGCUUAGAAUCCAACGUCGCCCUCGAAGCUUGGUUUGUCUUACUCCGAGCCCUGACGGUGCCAGAGUUAUACGGUCCAGAGCAGUUGUCUCCAGAAGACGCACAAGCUUUAUCGCAACCAUCGCAGCACACUACCAACGUCUCUACGCAGGGCAUGUUUCGGAUAGAGCGAUCCCUCUCAAUCAAAAUAACCGAGGCAAAGUUUGCUCAGCGGUCAGCUCCAUUAGACACCUAUGAAUACAACAAGGCAAAAGGGAAAUCCGCAAAAGUUGAGCAAAGCAAAGAAGGGGUAUACGCGGAGAUCAUGCUGGGCAAAGACUUGCGAGCCCGGACAACGACCAAGCAGACGGUUUCUUCAGCUUUUUGGGCGGAGGAGUUCAAUCUACCAGAUAUUCCUGCCGCUUUGUCCAGGGUCACCAUCGCGGUCAAGCUUGGAAACCCGGCAGAGAAAGAAUGGACGAUGGUCGCCGACAGCCUCUACGAUAUCUCGGCAGACGCUGGAUAUCUCUCCGGCCUCGGCGGCCUGGAGAUUUCAUCUCACGAUCCGAUAUUUGGGAGAGUGGAUGUUUCCAUUGAUGAGCUGGAGCGUAGCGGCACUAUCGACAAGUGGUGGCCUUUGCUGGACAACAACGAUCAUUCUGUUGGCACGGUCCUGGCGCGGUUGUCGCUGGAGGAGACGGUGAUUCUAAUGGAGGCCGAGUACGAAGAAUUCGCGACUCUUCUGCACAACUACUCGAAUGGCCUGACAACACAAAUUGCCCACCUCCUCGGGCCUGAUCUUCGGCAACUGUCUGAUAUCCUUCUGGACAUCUUCCAGGCAUCGGGUAACGCCACUGACUGGAUCAACAACCUCGUAGAGGAAGAAAUUGACGGCAUCUACAAGGACACUCCCCCAAUGCGGAUGCGCUUCAGUGGCCGUAUCCACUCCAACGACUCGUACGAAUCCGCCGAGCAGAGAGAAAUGCUAGUGCGCGACCUCAGUCGGUCGGCUACGAUGGAGGCCAAUUUGCUUUUCCGAGGCAACUCACUAGUCACGAAGGCACUCGAUGCCCACAUGCGCAGGCUGGGCAAAGACUAUAUGGAGGAAGUCUUGGGCGAAAAGUUGCGCAAGAUCAUCGAAAGAGAUCCCGACUGCGAAGUCGAUCCCAGCAGAGUACGGUCGCAAGAUCAGCUCGACAAGAACUGGGCGAACUUACUAUUCCUCACCGGCGAAAUCUGGAAAUCGAUCUAUGUCUCGGCGGCGCGGUGUCCAAUGGAUCUGCGCGUUGUUUUCCGCCAUGUGCGGUCUUGCGCCGAGGAUCGAUAUGGCUCCUUCAUACGGACGGUUAAGUACACGAGCGUCUCCGGAUUCCUUUUCCUUCGGUUCUUUUGUCCUGCAAUCUUGAAUCCAAAACUCUUCGGCCUGAUCCAGGAUCACCCCCCUGACCGCACGAAGAGAACAUUUACGUUGAUCGCGAAGUCUCUCAAUGUCCUUGCAAACCUGGCACGAUUUGGAACCAAAGAGCCUUGGAUGGAGCCCAUGAACAAGUUUUUGGCAGCGUCGACGAACCAGUUCAGAGCCUUUGUCGACGAGAUAUGUUCUGUAAGCUCCUCUCAGAUAGCUUCGGCUAAACUGGAGCCCCAAUAUGCCGCACCAAACCAGAUACGAGGUCGACUUCCAGCUCUAUCCCGAGAAGGCCUCCCUAGCCUCCCAUUCCUUCUAGACCACGCCAAGUUGAUGGCCCAGCUCAUUGACCUAUGGGUCACGCAUGCCCCCGAAAACAUCAGCGAUGCAACUGAUGAUGAGGCCGUACAAACAUUCCAUACGGUCUGUAUGAGGCUCUCGCAGAGAAGCAAAGAAUGCUUGAAGGCUGCGGAGCAAGCCGAACGGCCCGAUGAAAAGUCAGAACAGACCUGGCAACGGCUCCUCACGGAUCAGCAAAAAUCUAUAUCACCCAGCAGCACCUUUGAAGAGUCUCUACUGAGAUCUCACAGAGAUAAUGACAUCACGGCUCUUCCCCAAACGUCAGACUCUGUCGCCGACGUGGAAUACAAGAAUGCUGAGCUCUCUCCAAUUGUUGGAGAAGGCGAUACGACACCAUCAAGCUCAGCUUCGGCGUGGGAAAGACGGAUUCCCUAUCCUCACCGGGCAGCAGAGGCCCGAACGAUGACAGACUCGACGAAUUCGUCGACGGAUGCAGUUGAUAUGGUGGAAGAUGCUCGGCGGCCGAUGUCUAGCAGUCGCGAUGGUCCGGCGAAAAGCCGUCUAUUCGAAUUAAUGAGUUCUUCCUCGAGGCGGAGAGGAAAAGCUGGGGACCGCAGUUAUGUAGACGAUGACGGGCACGAAGUUUGACGACAGAAGCAGCAGAUUUUUAUGACCUUUUUUUUUGAUGUCGCUAGAUACCAAAUCAUGUACGACAAACAGUGAUCUUUCAGUAACUCGAGUACAGGCAUUCUACAGUUCUGCUGGUAAUUAGCGAAUAUCAUCGGCUGCUCCUUCACGGCUGCCAGGAAAGAGGAGCAAUUUCUGCCCCUUACGCUGACUGCCAGCUGUCUGCGUGGCCAGGACUGUCCCGAGGGAGUGUUUCCUCAAGAC
Cladophialophora immunda is the source of this 4613-nucleotide messenger RNA. RefSeq lists its product as uncharacterized. The record is from RefSeq and is a predicted model, not a curated record. Gene Ontology annotation, biological process: regulation of GTPase activity. The transcript has 2 exons. NCBI's taxonomy places the organism in Eukaryota, Fungi, Ascomycota, Eurotiomycetes, Chaetothyriales, Herpotrichiellaceae. Bases 654 to 4370 code for a protein of 1238 amino acids.